Messenger RNA from Plenodomus lingam JN3, 210 nucleotides. RefSeq lists its product as uncharacterized. The record is from RefSeq and is a predicted model, not a curated record. Lineage: Eukaryota; Fungi; Ascomycota; Dothideomycetes; Pleosporales; Leptosphaeriaceae.
AUGCCACCCUUCGGUCCUCCGCACAAUCCAGCAACCUUCUUCACACCCCCCUAUGACAGCGCAGUCCGACAUCCAGUCUUUUUCACGUCCAAUCUAAGGAAACCGCCUUUUCCUAUACCCCAGGCAGCCAGUCAAGGCUGGAAUCCGGUGGCAAACGGAUACAUACAUGAACAGAGAAAGGCCGAGGCAAUUGGCAAAACAAAGCUGUAG